Messenger RNA from Ipomoea nil (Japanese morning glory), 1862 nucleotides. Its product is annotated as trihelix transcription factor ASIL2. Bases 439 to 1473 code for a protein of 344 amino acids. The transcript has a single exon. NCBI's taxonomy places the organism in Eukaryota, Viridiplantae, Streptophyta, Magnoliopsida, Solanales, Convolvulaceae. The record is from RefSeq and is a predicted model, not a curated record. Gene Ontology annotation, molecular function: transcription cis-regulatory region binding. Gene Ontology annotation, cellular component: nucleus.
GUCUCAUAAGUCAUAAUACAUAAACGCCCGCCCCUGGCAAAGCUGCUAGAGUUUAGAGUUUACCACGGAAACGGACUCAAUGAAGCCCGGCCCAUAAGGAAUCUUCUCAGCCCCAUGUCGGCGGCGGCGGCGGCGGCGACGGCAGACAAACAGCGCCCACGGCCCACGGUCAAAUACAUAUAAAAACCAAAACUAAUAGGGAAGGCGCACGUUAACAGUCUCCGCGUCCCCCGGCUCACAUUAGCCUCCCCUCCCUUAGCGGUGGCCUCAUCUUUCUAGCUCUCCACAUCAGCCGCAAUCCACCACCCCAAACCCCUUUAAACCUAACCCUAUCGCCCCACCAUUCAUUAUGUCACCGUUCUCCGCCGCCCAUAAAUCCCCUCCUCCCCCUCUUACCUUACUACGCGCUUUCACUUUUUCUCACACGCGCCUUCCGCCAUGGCCGCGUCGCCCACCCAAUCGAACCAGGAACAGUGUACGACCCCGCCCGAGAUCCCGUUCGCCAGCGUCACCGUCGCGUCCCACGGCGCCGGCGCUUCCUCUCGCCGCCUCCCUCCGCCGUGCUGGUCCCACGACGAGACCGUAGCGCUCAUCGACGCUUAUAGGGACAAGUGGUAUUCCCUCCGCCGCGGGAAUCUCCGGGCGAAUCACUGGCAGGAAGUCGCGGAGGAUAUCGCCGUCCGGUGCCCUGUCGAUCCUCCCAAGACCUCGAUGCAGUGCCGGCACAAGAUGGAGAAGCUUCGGAAACGCUACCGCGCUGAGAUCCAACGCGCGGCUUCCUACGGCGGUGGCUCCACCCGCCGCUACUGCUCCACCUGGAUCCACUUCAAACGCAUGGACGCCAUGGAAAGGGGCCCCGACGCGGCCUCUCCGCCACAGGAUGAGGAAGAAUUUGAAGAUGAGCCGGAGGAUUUCAAGCAAAAUAGCGUUAAACACAUCGGUGAUAUAUACAGCCAGCACAAUCUGAAUUCUAAUAAACGGAAUAACUUUCAAGAGCCUAUGAGUAAUGGCGGAGCUGGAUUUCGGAUCCGAAUUCCCAGUGCUAGGCCUAUCCCCACUCCUCCCAUGGCCAAGCCUUACAGCAAAAUUGAUGAAAUGUUGAUCCAAUUCCCUAACCCUAACCCUAACCCUAAUCAUGGCUCCAGUAGGUCGUAUAGACGAGAUGGGGUUAUGAAGAAAGAGAAAGCUUCUUCUUUGGGGAAAAGGAUCGUUGAAGAGGUGGUUGAGAAGAGAAAUGGAGACCCCAUAGCAGAGGCAGUGGCAGCAAUUAAGAUGCUGGGAGAAGGAUUAGUGAGGGUAGAGAAUAUGAAAAUGGAUGUCGCAAGGGAGUUAGAACAGAUGAAGAUGGAAAUGGAGAUGAAGAAGACUGAAAUGAUUCUUGAAUCCCAACAAAAGAUCGUCGAAGCUUUUGCCAUGUCAUUCUCUGAAAAGAACCCUAAGAAGGCCAGGAGAAUGCCAACCCCUGAAUGUUAGAGGGGCUGUGACUGAUCUCCAGUGGUAAAUUUCCCUCUUUCAAACUUUGGAAUGAAUUAUUGGCUUGGGAUGGAUAUAUGAGUGCUGUUCAACUUUCGAAUUCUGGCAAAACCGCAAACAAUUUGAACAUUUAGGUUCUGAAGUUGCUUCUCAUCUUGAUGACACUGCAUUUCUUAAGCCUUGCCUUUUGCUUUUUCAGUAGUAUAGGAACUCAGCACUUUAGUAGUGUAUCUUGUUUAUGAACUGAUAUAGGUUUUCUCUAGCAAUUGCAGUAUUUAUCAAUCAAUUUGUUUAGAACGGAACUUUUUAUUUUGCUUGGAGCUUGUCUUCUUCAUUGUUUAUUCAUGUUUCUGCUGCACAUUUUGCAAUGCUACUCUCUUGUUCCCCAA